Messenger RNA from Juglans regia (Persian walnut), 807 nucleotides. RefSeq lists its product as uncharacterized. The transcript has 2 exons. Lineage: Eukaryota; Viridiplantae; Streptophyta; Magnoliopsida; Fagales; Juglandaceae. The record is from RefSeq and is a predicted model, not a curated record. Bases 1 to 807 code for a protein of 268 amino acids.
AUGGCCACCACCGAUCCUCCCACCACCAAUCCUCCCACCUUCAAAUUUGAAGACCUCAACAACCCAAUCAACCCAUACCGACUUGAGACUUCUGAUAACCCAGGCAUUUUGCUUGAGCGUUUUUCUCCCCAAAACGGACCUCGUAUCUAUGAGUUGAAGAAGGCCCUCGCCAAUUUAUCCCAAGACACUGAUACUGUCAGCAUCUACUAUGGUAAGUUAAAAUCUCUUUGGGAUGAAUUGUCUAUAUAUGACCCGCUACCUGUUUGUUCUUGUGACUCAACGAAGGUAAUCUCUGACCGCUAUCAAAGGGACUGCGUGAUUCAAUUUCUCAUGGGUCUUCAUGACUCUUUCACCAACGUUCGGGACCAGCUUAUGCUCAUUGACCCACUGCCACCCGUUACUAAGGUUUUCUCCUAUAUUCAACAACAGGAGCGACAUCGACACAUUACUUUGGUUGUUCCUAGUAUUGAUACAAUUGCCUUGGCUGCUCGAAAAUUCUCUCCCAAACCUUCCAAUUUUGUUGCCAAGAAAGACAAAUCUUACUACUCCUACUGUAAGAUUACAGGCCAUACUUGGGCAAAAUGUUUCAAAUCGGGCAAUGCUGAGGCCCCUCUUUGUACUCAUUGCGAGAUGACUGGACAUAGAGCUGAACGCUGCUACAAGUUACACGGUUACCCUCCCGGUCACAAGCUUCAUAAACCACUCAUCCAUGCUGCUGUUGUUGAGUCCUCUACUUCCCUAGGCUCUUCUGAAUCCAACAUGGCAUUAACUAAGAAGCAAUAUAAUGAACUCAUGGCUUUGCUGUAG